This is a messenger RNA of Coccinella septempunctata (seven-spotted ladybird), 2710 nucleotides long. RefSeq names its product protein Tube-like. The record is from RefSeq and is a predicted model, not a curated record. The transcript is spliced from 5 exons. NCBI's taxonomy places the organism in Eukaryota, Metazoa, Arthropoda, Insecta, Coleoptera, Coccinellidae. The coding region runs from base 299 to 1045 and encodes 248 amino acids.
UUCAAUUGAUUCAGAUGGUAGUCAUUUGCGACGAAAUAAAGGCAUUUUUUGACAGAAUUAACUUUGGUGGUGAUGAAUUUAACAUUUUCAACGAGUAUUUAUGAAAAAAUUAGAAGAAACCUAGGCUAAGGCAAUAAUUGUUCUAUUCUCGUUCAGUGUAUAAUAUGUGUAUAUAUUUUUCAACUUAUAUUAUGUAUUAUGUAUCUUAUAUUAAUAUCAUGUCAUAUCAUUGACUAUGCAAUUGUAUGCGCGGAAUGGUCUACCUCGAUUUUUGCAUAUUAUAUUCUGACUCGGCGCAAUGAAGUCAAUAUUGCCAGACUUAAGCCAGUCCAGGGAGAAGAAGAGUGCCGAGGACACGCCCCCUUUUGAACCACAGAAUCUAAGUGAUCACGGCCGUGAAAGGGAUCAAGGGUGUCAGUUCGUUCCUGACCAGCCUUGUGAAAUCAGUCAUACCUGUACGUUGCAAGCACGCGCUUACGGUUCUCUACGAAUCUUCCACACACUACAAGUGCUUCCUACACUACUCUACUGUUCGAUAUUCAAGAUGACCGUUGACGCUUCCUUUCGAAUCAGAAAAUUGCCUCCUAGUCACGUCAAUCAGUUGGCUCUGAUUUUGGAGUUCUCGGAACAAUGGAAGAAAUUAAUGGCUGUAAUACCGACCAAAUUGCAGGAUGGUUUCGAAUGUCAUAUAUCUUGUGACAAUCCUGCGAGAUAUAAUGCAGAUCACAUACGGUUGAUUGAAGCUGCCUCUCAGAGGUUGAAAAAGACGCCAACUGAAAUUCUUUUGGAUGAGUGGGGAUGUUCCGGAAAAGUACUUCCUUCUGUAGGGCAUCUUCUACAUUUACUUUUGAGUGUAGAGUUGUAUAGAGCUGCAGAUUAUGUUUCUGUUAAAAUUUUAAACAGAAGUUCAAUAAAGAGGCCAUUACUUGGUCCGGCUGCUAAGGUACCUCUUAGUAUAAAUGGAAAUAUUUCAUAUAGUAUGACCAGAUGUCAUAUGGAUGAAUCUGAGCCUGAAAUUCCACUUAUAAGCUGUUUGCUUGAAUAAUCAACUCAAGAUUGUCAAGAAUCUGUGAUUUUGAACACUCAAGAAAUAAUGAUAACGCAUCUACUAUAUUAUAAUGAUAAUCAAGAUGUUCCUUUACCAGAUUUAAGCAGUUUAAAUCGAUCAGAAAAUUCAGACACCUACCAUAUAUGGGAUCAGACUAUCCUGACUAUAAUUUAGAUGAUUGAUUUUUCUAGCAAACAGAGUAUUAGUGGAAUUUCAGACACAGAUUCAUUUAUAUCCCUUCUGGCUAUACUAUAUCGAAUAUUUCCAUCUUUAAUGAAAAGUGCCUUGAAAUAGUAAUCAGCAGCUCUAUAUAUCACUCAAAAAUAAAUGAAGAAGAACUCCUACUUGGCUCUGAUUUUGGAAUUUUCUGAGCAAUGGAAGACCAAUACCGGACUAAUUGCAGGAUAGUUUGGAAUGUCGUAUAUUUUGUGAGAAUCCUGCGGAAUAUAAUGCAGAUCUUUAUAUGGUUGAUCAAGACUGGCUCUCAGAAGUUGAAAAAGGCAGGGACAGAAAUUCUUAUGAAUGAAUGGGGUAGUUCAGGAAGAGUACUUUCUUCUGUCGGACAUCUUCUACAUUUACGCUCAAGUGCUGAGUUGUAUAGAGCUACAGAUUGUGCUUCUGUAAAAAAAUUGAGUAGAAAUUCAAUUGGAAACUUAAUUGUCCAAUGUGUAAUGUGUCCGUCACUUAAGCUGCUGCUCUUAGUAUAAACGAAAAACCAGAACGAGAAGAAAUAUCCAACCCAAAGAAAAUAUGAACUUUAGCUCAUUGAACAAUAACCUGAAUUGUGAUUAUGAAUUGCCUUGUUUAACGUCAAUAGUCAUUACUCCAGAUGUCAACAGAUUAAUACAGAAUCCAAUUAGCAUUACUAACAAUGCAGCUGUGAGCCUACCAGAUCUCAUAGCAUUCUAUGCCUGAAAAAUCAAUAUAUGACUGUCAAGAAUCUAAGAUUUUGAUUACUUCAAGUAUUCAAAUCAACAAAUAAAGACAAAGCAUCAUGUAAAUAAUAGUUAGGAUGGUAUGAUACCAGAUUUAUGCAGUUGAAGUCGAACAAAAAUCUCAGAUAUCAUUGGCGAUAAUUGCUCAACUCAUCUAUCGGAUAUUAGCGGUCUAGUAAACAACACAAAGCAGAACAUUGUCUUAUUAUGAAUGUGCAGAAAUAGCCAACACCAAUUCAACAUACUGGUCAAAAAUUGCUAGUUGAAUUCUGCUCAAAGUCGUGAGAAUAAGGACAAUUGCUAGUUUGGAUGUAUUAUGCAGUUAUUGGGAUGAGGAUGGAUAUAACGGGUAGGCUGACACAUAUAUGGCACUACCACUGCAUAUGAUUUUUAGUUGGCCCUAACCAGAGAUAUUACACACCAAGAUAGAGCAUAGUGAGAGAGAAAACGUCCUCGAAAUAUGAUAGCUAUAUGUUUAUAAAUUUGAUCAAAACCAAAGCAAUAAACCACAUGCAACGAUUGAUAGAAAGAAUCGUGUUUUCCGAAGCUAUCCGAAUGAUGAUCAAAACCAAAACAGUAAACCACAUGCAACGAUUGGUUGAAAGCAGAAUUGUGUUUUCCGAUGCUAUCCGAAUUGAAUGGUCGACAUAUUUAGAUAUUAUUUAAUCUAAAUAAACAGACGUUUUUAUUAGGCGAUUUCUGUGAGAAUGGUGGUAGACAAUUAUUA